CUUCGUUUAACAUCCGGUUUGUCCACAUGGCGAAGUUUGGGUUUGUUUAUAAAUUUUAACUACGAUUCCAAAACAUAUCGACAAUGAAUGUAGUUCCCUGUCUUGCGUGGGUGAAAAGAGGUGCUGCAGAAAAAAAUCCACACAAGGUUGAACUUGACAGACAGGAUUUGGAGAGAGUCAUUGAGGCGACUAGAGAUGAUUUAGAUGAACUGGAAGAUGAAGAUGAGCCGGAAAAUGAUGAGCUGCAAGCCGUGGGUGGACAUGUAAAAAUAAAACAAGAAGAGGAUGCAAGUCAAAAACCAAAAAAGAAGAAGAAAGCCAAAAAACGGAAACAUGAAGAGGUGAAAGAAGAAGAAGAAGAAGAGGAGGACAUUGUAUCCAAAUAUGGCCUGGAUGAUUAUGAUGAUGAGAACGAUGAGGAUGUCCUCAUCAGUGGUGUGGGGGGCCUGUCAUUCUAUGCCAGUAAUGACGAUGACCCAUACGUGACAGUGCCGAAAGAUGUUGACAGUGACGAGGAAGACUUUGAGAUCAAACCCUUGGACAACUUGGUACUUGCCUGCAGAGCACACAAGGACCACAGCUUCCUCGAGGUGUAUGUGUACAACGAGAUGCUGGGCAACCUGUUUGUUCACCAUGACUACCUGCUGUCGUCCUUCCCCCUGGCGGUUGAGUGGCUCAGCUUCAGCCCCACAGAUGCCUCAACAGGUAACUAUGCCGCUGUGGCCACCAUGGAGCCUGUGAUAGAGAUAUGGAAUCUUGAUGUGGUGGAUUGUCUGGAACCAGCAGCUGUACUUGGCUCAAAAAAGUCCAAAAAGAAGAAAAAACGUCCAGGAGCUGCACAAAGUCAUACAGACUCGGUGCUGGACUUGUCCUGGAAUUCCGUUGUUGGUAACGUCCUUGCCAGUGCAUCAGCAGACAACACUAUUGCAUUGUGGGAUUUAGCUGAGCAGAAGGUUGUCACGUCAAUCAGACAACACACAGAUAAGGUACAAGCGAUACAUUGGCAUCCUCUGGAGGCACAGACCCUCCUGUCGGGGGGCUUCGACCAGACUGCCCGUGUGUACGACUGUCGGAGUCCGGAGGAGAAUCACAAGGCCUGGACAGUACAGGGCGAGGCAGAGAAGGUGUUAUGGAACAACCAGUCCCCAGUCAACUUCUUUGUAACAACAGAUCAAGGCACCAUCUACUACAUGGACAUCCGUCACGACAGUAAGCCGGUGUUCACGCUGUCAGCACACUCCCAGGCUGUCACAGGUAUUAGCUUGAGCAGUGCUACAAAGGGGCUGUUGGUGACGACGUCGUCCGACAAGAUGAUGAAGGUUUGGGACAUUGCGUCAGGCAAGCCAUCAAUGGUGUUGGAGCGGAACUUAAAAUGGUAAUUAUCAUUCAAGGGCACUCUUUUAAAUGAGCUGUAUUGUGUCAGCAGCUGCCCUGACGCCCCGUUUGUGUUCGCGUUUGGCGGGGAGAAGGAGAUGAAGGUCUGGGACAUCCGGGAAAGUGCAACAGUGAGGAGACACUUCCACAGUCGGAUGUCGGCCACUCUACAGGCGGAGUGUAAAGGCGAUGAAAAGGAUCUCCCUGAUGCACUGGAGGAGGAUAUGAUUGCCAUGGCAACACCAGACAUGGCUGCAGAUAACGAGGAAGAAGAAUUGAUGAAGGAAAUGGGGGAGACAACAGGCGUUAAGGGGAAGAAGAAAAAAAGGAAAAAGAAGAAACCCAAAAAAGGGAUACUUGAACAUUGAUUGUACAUUAUGUAAUAAAGCUAACAUGUAAUUA
Haliotis rubra (blacklip abalone) is the source of this 1776-nucleotide messenger RNA. Its product is annotated as periodic tryptophan protein 1 homolog. Gene Ontology annotation, cellular component: nucleus. The transcript is spliced from 15 exons. Gene Ontology annotation, molecular function: protein binding. Gene Ontology annotation, biological process: rRNA processing. The record is from RefSeq and is a predicted model, not a curated record. NCBI's taxonomy places the organism in Eukaryota, Metazoa, Mollusca, Gastropoda, Lepetellida, Haliotidae.